This is a messenger RNA of Eriocheir sinensis (Chinese mitten crab), 3679 nucleotides long. Its product is annotated as nephrin-like. Gene Ontology annotation, biological process: cell-cell adhesion. Gene Ontology annotation, cellular component: cell-cell junction. The record is from RefSeq and is a predicted model, not a curated record. NCBI's taxonomy places the organism in Eukaryota, Metazoa, Arthropoda, Malacostraca, Decapoda, Varunidae. Gene Ontology annotation, molecular function: cell adhesion molecule binding.
UUCCUGCGCCAGGCUUCAGUGUUCCCUUGACUGUCAGCGGGGGAAGGUUGUCGCUCGUUGCCUCGCUCGACUGCUGUGUCUGCAUCUCGCCCCCACCAACGCCUCUGAGCAUCAUUGACGAUUUCCUCUGGAUUUAUAUGGACUUGAUUGUGAUUUCUUUAGCGAGCAGUCCGAGGCAAAUUUUAAGUGAUAGGUAACGAAUGUAUGAGUUAUGAGUAAAGUGUAUUAAUCUGAAGAAAGAUUAAUGGGUUCUGGAGAUAAGUGCGGUGACCUCUAGCGAUGUCUGGUGUGUAGUAGUGUGUGUGGGUGGAACUUCACCGCGUCCAGGAUUCCUACAUCAUCUCCACCCAGGGCCGGCGCAGCCCCACAGUGACAUCACUUGGACAUAACACGGAUACAAGCGCUUGUCUGGGGGGGUGAGGCCGCGGCGGGAGCACCUAAGUGUGGGUUGCCUCCGAGAAAUAGUUUGGCAUCUUGACGUAACUUGGUGGCAAGCCAACGAGAGGUGGAGGGAGAGGCGGGAGCAAUGUGAAGUGUGGGCGUGGAGGAGCAGCAUCAACCUUCUCUUGAGUCCAGUGUCCUCUUGGCUCGCUCCUCGGGUGUCUGCCUCAAGGAUCACCUCUACCCCAAGCCGCAAGUGGCAGCUCUCACCCACACUUGUGUGUCGCGCAUCGAGGCCAUAAAAGAAGUGAAAUGGGAUAAAAGUGUGAAGGAAACUAGUGUUAUUUUCUUUGGUAGCCUGGACUCGAACAAGUGACUCUGAAAAGCGCGUGUGGGUGUGUGGGUGUGUGUGGGUGCAUGCUUGAGUGUUUGCUAAUCGGACAUGUAGAUAUCGCCUUUUCUCGUGCUAACAUUAAGUGAAGAUCACAUAAACGCUGGUCAAAGUAUUUCCAAAAAGGCGAAGGAAAAGUAGCUGUGAGGUGCAGCAGAGUGGACUCAUCCAGCAUCACCUUGGGCUCGGCGGUGAGACAGUUCUCAAGGGACGGGAUCCAAGGCGCCCGUCCGUCCGUCAGUCAUGCCCUCGCCGGCCUCACCAUCACUCUGAGGCUCCUCCGCCCCGGCCUCCUGCGUGUACUGUGGUGAUUAUGUGUGAUUGUGCGGCACCUCCCGAGGCAACAGCGACAAGAUGUGCGUCAUGAAGUUCCUGCUGGCGGGGCUCCUGUGCAUCCUCACCCACGGCCCCGGGGCUCCUCGGCUUGUCUGGGGUCAGCAGAAACAACACUUCCGCAACCAACCCGAGGAUCAGCAUGUCAUCGAGGGCAACGUUGCCAUCAUCAAGUGUGAAGUGGGCAACCAGGCGGGCCGCGUGCAGUGGGCCAAGGACGGCUUCGUGCUGGGCUUCAACCGGAGCAUCCCCGGCUACCCGCGCUACGAGAUGAUCGGAGACGGCGUGGACGGGGAGCACCACCUCAGGAUCCACAACACGACGCUCAACGACGACGCCGACUACCAGUGCCAAGUGGGCCCCGCCGACGGGCACCCGCCCAUCAGAGGCACCGGCCACCUCACCGUCCUUAUGGCACCGUCGGCCGUGGAGUUGCUGGGUCGGGGCCGUGAGGGCUUGCUGGAGGUGAGCGAGGGGGAGGAGGUGACGCUGGAGUGCCGAGUCGAGGACGCCAAGCCGGUCGCCGAAGUGAUGUGGUUCAAGAAUGACCAGGAGAUCCAUUUAGACUCCCGGGUCGACAUAGCAGAAGAAUCAUCGAAGCACCGGCGGCACAACCUCAUAUCGAAGAUCUCGCUGCGGCUCACCCCGGCGGAUGACGGCUCGCACUACAGCUGCCGCGCCCAGCACCCCGCCCUCAACACCCCCAUCAGGGCGUCCGUCAAGAUCUCAGUCCAGUAUCCCCCCGGGCCGCCCGUCAUCACAGGCUACACGACGGGCGAGGCCAUCAAGGCAGGCAAGGAGCGGACACUCACCUGCCGCUCGAGAGGUGGCAACCCCCUGGGGCGUGUCGUGUGGUACAGGAACAACGAGAACAUUGACAGCACGGACCGGGCGGAGGGCGGCGAGAGUGUUAACGAGUACAAGUUUAUCGUCGACUCAGCGGACAACGGAGCCGUGUUUACAUGCGAGGUGCGGAACAAGCUCACCGACAAGCCGCUUCUCGCCUCCGUCAAGCUCAACGUGCAGUUUCCGCCGCAAAACGUGAGAGUAACCGGCCCCAAGCAAGCUCGUGUGGGGGACAACGUCACUCUCCACUGUUUUGCGGAGAACAGUAACCCGCCGGCGAAGGUCUCGUGGGUGAUGGACGGACAGCCGAGACCCGAGACCUCCACCAGAAACGAGACGACGCGCUCCGGCGGCUGGCACACGGACAGCGAACUGACCCUGGCGGUGCCGCACUUGAACAGGGACAUCACGUUCACCUGCCACGCCACCAACCAAGCCCUCGGGGAAACCAAAGUGGACACCUUCAAGCUCCCCAUCCUCAGACCCCCCCAGCCACCGUACCUUCGCGGCUACAGCGAGGGCACAGGGAUCAGCGUGGGCAGCCAGCAGGUCAUCACGUGUGUCUCGAUAGGCGGCAACCCCGUCGCUCACCUCCAGUGGUACCGCAAUGGGCAGAAAAUCGCUUCACACGUGCAGAAUGUGGAUGGCGUGAGCUCGGCGGAGAUCCAGAUCCUCGCCGAGCCUGAGGACAACGGGGCCCAGUACAGGUGUGAGGCACACAACGCGGCGGCGGCCUCGCCCGUCAGUGUGUCCACCACUCUGGUCGUCUUCUUCCCGCCAGAGACCGUCAAGAUCACACAAAGCCCCCCAAACCUUCGGGCAGGCGAGAAGGCGACGCUGACGUGCGAGGCAGGGCCGUCCAACCCCGCCGCUACCAUCACCUGGCUGAGGGAGGGCUACGAGAUGACCGGCAGCCCCCAGACCCCGCAGCACACCAGGAACGGCGGCACCAAAGUGGUCAACAAGCUGACACUCAGCUUGACAGCGGCUGACGACGGGCUCACCUACACCUGCAAAGCCUUCAACACCAAGUUGCAGAAGGACGUGCGGCAGUCCGUCACGCUGAGGGUCAACUACAAACCCACCUUCCUGACGGACCCUCCCCCGGUAGUGGACGUGGUCAUCGGUGAGUCUGAAGUCCUGAACCUGACGGCGAGAGCAAACCCCGGGCCCGUGAGGUACUCCUGGACCCGCCACGGCCUUCCUCUUCCCCACCAGGUAAACGAAGACUCCUGGAGGAACGCUUACAGUAUCGACAUGGAGGAGAUGGCCGCGGCGCCCCCCAGUGAGAGCUCCUACGUGGCUGCCGACGGUCCCCUUCUUUACCUGAAGGGCGUGACUGUAGACGACGCUGGGGACUACGAACUCAAAGCCACGAACUCUGAAGGAACGACGGAUGCCAAGAUCUACCUCAACGUGCAAUACCCGCCGAGCAUCAAGUACACCUCCAGGCUGGUCACGGUGUCGGAGGGGCAGGACGCGCAUCUGGAGUGUGCCGCCGACGGGAACCCCCUGACGGAGGACAUGAUGAGGUGGUCGAGGGAGAACUACGACUUCACCCGAACUGAGCAGUCCUUCGGAGGGAAGAAAGCCUCUCUAAUGGUGCUGCGGGCGAACCGAAACGACACGGGCGUCUUCAGCUGCGUGGUGAACAAUGGCAUCGGGAAGGAAGCCAUGUCGAACGCUACUCUAGUGGUCAAAACAAAGCCUCAGGUGGAGCGCUCUCAG